AUGGUUUCGACGCCAACUACAAAUCCAGAGCUCUCCAAACCAAGCAGACCGCCCGAGUCCAUCCAGGAUGCCCAUAAACUACCAACAGCAGAUGAUUUCCUAUCUCAUUUCACGGCUGUUACGCAAAUAAAGGGAAUGACAAUGUCAGAGGCAAAAUCAUCAUGCUCUUGGGAAGUUAGCGAGGAGGUCAAUUUUCAGUACGGCAACGAUUCCGAAUGGGCAGUUCAAGAUAGGGCUGACGAAGAGCUUGAGUUCCGUCGGAAUCAAUGGCACCAUUUCAUCAAUAAUGAAUUGUUACCAUACGAGUCAUACAAAGAUCGAUUCAACGGUCGUGGUAUUGUCAUUGUUGCAGGAAAUGGAAAGAGCUUGAAGCGUGUCAGGGUCAUCCUGCGACAAUUGAAGAGUCUGGGAUCUCGGCUACCAAUUGAGCUGCAUUACUGGGGCGAUGAAUUUCCAACCAAAGCCCAAAAAGAAAUGUCCACGUUGUGGCCUAGCAUGUACUUCAAUGAUCUAUCUUCGUCAUCGAACAUUCUGAAAAGCAGCAACGACAACUUCUUCCACAUCAAUUAUCAGCUCAAGACCGUCGCUGUCAUGAACUCGCGGUUCGCUGAGCCAUUAUUACUAGACUCAGACAACAUACCAAUCAUUGAUCCCGAAUCUCUUUUCGACUCAGAUACGUACAAGGAAUUCGGCACCUUAUUCUGGCCAGACAUUGCAAGGACACGACCCAAUAAUCCAAUAUGGGCAAUUACGAACACGCAGUGCCGUAUGGACGAAUAUGAGCAGGAAAGCGGACAGCUUAUUGUUGAUAAGCGCAAGUUCUUCUAUCAUUUGCAAUUGGCCGCUUGGUUCAACAACGUCCACGCACAGUAUUACAAUGAGUUUCUGCUUGGUGAUAAGGACAUGUUUCGAUUCGCAUGGCAUGCUCUAAAAACCAAAUAUGGAACUCCACGGAAAUGGGUCACAAGUGUUGGAACGGUUGCCCCAAAUGGGUAUUAUUGUGGUCACAGUUUCGCACAGCAUCAUCCCAAUGGAUCAGUUGCAUUUCUCCAUGGUGGGCUACUCAAGACGAUACCAAAAGCAGUCAUGAAAUGGGAACGAGAGAGCCGAGGAGGCAUUUUCCAAGCUUACAAGAGAAGUGUAGUUGAUGAACGACACAACCUCAUUGAGAAGGUUGCUAUCAGUAUGGAUGGCGUACCAUAUCUACCAAACAGGCCCGAAGAUUUGGGAAUUCAGUGGUGCACUGAUCUUAAGGAUGUUCAUCCUCGUAAAUUGGAUGAACUUGUUCCUGGUUUUGAGAAGACUUUCGAGGAUCUUGGAGGUUAUUGGAUGUUGGAUAACGAUGGUACACAUACAUAA
Messenger RNA from Mollisia scopiformis, 1359 nucleotides. Its product is annotated as family 71 glycosyltransferase. Gene Ontology annotation, biological process: mannan biosynthetic process. Bases 1 to 1359 code for a protein of 452 amino acids. The record is from RefSeq and is a predicted model, not a curated record. Gene Ontology annotation, molecular function: alpha-1,2-mannosyltransferase activity. NCBI's taxonomy places the organism in Eukaryota, Fungi, Ascomycota, Leotiomycetes, Helotiales, Mollisiaceae. The transcript has 2 exons. Gene Ontology annotation, cellular component: Golgi apparatus.